AUGAGAGAAGCUCUGUCCUAAUGACGCAGGAAGAUGAAUUUGCAAUUGUCACUUCUGUAACUCAUUUCUAGGGCAGCUGUACAGAAACAUGUUUGGCCAACAUUACAUCGGCACAGGAAAGUUAUGGGGAUUGUGCAUUCUCCUGAAUUUCAUCAGCCCUUUCUCCUGCUUUUCAAAUUUCAGCCAAGCAAAAGAAAUCAUCUAUAAAAUAAAGGAAGGAUUACCCAAGGGAACUCUAAUAGGGUCCAUCGGUGCUGAUUUAAAGUUGGAUUUCUCUGUUCAUCCCCCUUUUUUGUUCAGUCUGGCAUUAAAGAAGAUCAGCGAUCAGUAUGUAAACCUAAAUACCACAACAGGGGAAUUGUACACAUCUGCCUAUGAAAUAGACCGAGAGGCAGUCUGUUUGGAAAAUGCAGACGGUCAAAGCUGCUUCUUAUACUUAGAUGUGUUCAUUUUGCCCCAGCAGUACUUCCAACUGGUAAAAGUCAAAAUCCUUGUUGAGGACAUCAAUGACAAUAAGCCCUGUUUCCCCUCAAGCGAAAUCCAGCUGGUCAUUCCUGAGAACGCUCAGGUGAACUCCAGGUUUGCACUGGAGCAGUCAGCCAGUGACCCCGAUGCUGGAGUUAACGGAGUGCAGAUCUACUGGCUGGUCAACGAUUAUGGGGUCUUCACUCUGGAUGUGGAAGAAAACGAGAGCCGAGAGCUAACACCCAUCUUGAUUGUGACGGGCCCUCUGGAUAGGGAAACCAAGAGCGAAUACGUGACAAGCAUCAUUGCUGAGGAUGGUGGGAACCCACCCCUUCUGGGAAUGGCCACCCUAAAAAUCUUCAUAGCAGAUGUGAACGACAACUGUCCACAGUUUACGGUAUCCCACAUCAAUGUCACAGUUCAUGGGAACGCUACGAAAGGGCAGCACUUGGCAGGUCUACAUGCCUUUGAUCCUGAUCAAGGAGCUAAUGCCCAGAUAACAUAUGUCUACAGUGAAAGAGUGCCUAGGGAUGUGAGAACGCUCUUUCAUUUGGAUAAAGCCACUGGGGUCAUUAAACUGGGAGGUCAUGUAAGCUCAGCCCUUGCAAAAUUGUAUAAACUGACGGUUCUUGCUAAUGGACCAGGUUGCAUACCUGCUGUGGCCACAGUGACACUGCAUAUCGUGCAGGAUUUUUCUGGGCCGCCAGUUAUCAUUCUGCGAUAUAUCGCUGCUGAGAAAGGGGGUGUGGUUUCUUUGAAAGAGUCUGAGCCACCGUUCACUCCAAUUGCAUUUUUCACAGUGAAAAGCACAGGUCAAAAUGGAAAGGUAGACUGCCAGCUGGAAGCUGAAGGCCCCUUUCGACUAUCACCCUACAAGAUGUUUGAGAAUGAGUACCUACUGGAAACCACAGACUCACUGGACUAUGAGCAGAAACAGGAGUAUGAACUUACAGUGAUGGCCAAGGACUCCUACGGCCUGGUGAUGAAAAUGUUUCUUAAACUGCAGGUAAUUGAUGAGAAUGAUAAUGGGCCAGUGUUUCAGCAACCUCUGUUAGAUUUGUUUCUUGAGGAAAACAAUCCCCCAAACACCUUUCUGGCCAAACUGCAUGCGACAGAUGCUGACAGUGAUGUCCGUGGGGAAGUUGUGUAUCUCCUGGGAUCUGACGCACCACUGAUUUUUGCAUUGGACAGGUUGACCGGAGUACUUGUGGUGUCGACGUCGCUUGACCGUGAACAGAAGGAAAAGUACAGGUUCACAGUAAGGGCAGUGGACUGCGGAAACCCACGGAGGGAAACCAUUGCCACUGUGGUCAUUACUGUGUUGGACCGAAACGAUAACAGUCCACGUUUCAUCAACAAGGACUUCACGUUUUUUGUCCCAGAAAACUUUCCAGGAUUCGGGGAAAUAGGAGUUCUUUCUGUGACCGAUGCUGAUUCUGGAAAAAAUGGCUGGGUUGCUCUGUCACUUGUUAAUGGUAGUGACAUCUUUGUCAUAGAUGCUGGUAAAGGGGCCUUGAGGGCAAAAACUUCCCUGGAUCGGGAGCAGCAGGGUACCUAUUUUCUGUGGAUCGAAGCAGUUGACGGAGGGGAGCCCUCACUCUCCUGCAUCAUCAUGGUCACAAUUCUGCUCCUUGACGUUAACGACAACCCACCUGUGGUUCUGUUUCCACAGUCCAACCAGUCAUACAUGCUUGUACUGCCGAGUACUCUACCAGGAACUUCCAUAACAGAGGUGUAUGCUGUUGACAAUGACACAGGCAUGAAUGCUGUAAUCGCUUACAGUAUCAUCCAGAGAAAGGGAGGGGAGCCAGGGUCAUUCGACAUAGACCCCGAAACAGGAAACAUCACUUUGAAAAAGGCAUUGAGCGACCGAGGCCUGUAUAGUCUUCUGGUCAAAGUCAGUGACCAUGGCCAGCCCGAGCCUCUUUAUGCGACCGUAAUGGUCAACCUCUUUGUCAACGAAACGGUGAGCAAUGAAAGCUAUGUACAGAGUCUACUGGCAAGGGAGGAGGAGAUUGAAGUAGAUGAACAUUUUCUCAGCAGACUAAUAGAACGUUCAAAGAAAAGUGAUUUUUCUCCUUGUCAGUCUGCUUUGAUUGCACUCUCUUCAGCAUGCCUGGGACUUUUAUUUACAGUGUUGACGCUGACUACCUAUAUAUUUUCCAAGAAGCUAGAAAAGAAUGACAAGAGAGUGAGGAGACUUGAAACAGAUAUGUCAUUUAAGAGCAAGCAGUAG
Molecule: messenger RNA, 2701 nt
Organism: Scleropages formosus (Asian bonytongue)
Lineage: Eukaryota; Metazoa; Chordata; Actinopteri; Osteoglossiformes; Osteoglossidae
Product: protocadherin-20-like
Exons: 2
Coding region: 89-2701 (870 amino acids)
Biological process (GO): homophilic cell-cell adhesion
Cellular component (GO): plasma membrane
Molecular function (GO): calcium ion binding
Source: RefSeq, a predicted model, not a curated record